AUGACAGUCAUGCAGUGGCUUGUGUGGUUGACGUUACUAUUAGGCGGAGUUGCAGCCAAGGAGGCAAACAAAACAGACACUAGAAACACCGGGAAGAGAGACGCAGUGUUCGGUGAUGGUUUCGGACAUGGAGUAGGAUUCGGACAUGGCGGCUAUGGUGGCUAUGGAUACGGCCAUGGUUACGGGUACGGAGGACACGGUGGAUUCGGAGGAUACGGUCAUGGAUUUGGUGGUCAUGGCUUCGGGGGCCAUGGUUUUAGUGGACAUCUCAAUGCAGGUCAUGGGUAUGGUGGAUAUCCACACGGAGGACCUGGUUUUGGUGGACAUUUAUAUGGAGGACAUUACGGAGGAGGUUAUGGCCAUGGAGGACCAGUUGUAGUUAAACCAGUGACAUUAACAAGAGAGGUACCAAUUCCUAUACCUGUACCUGUAGACCGAAAGGUACCCUACCCAGUGCAUAUUCCAGUGGACCGCCCUGUGCCGGUAAGAAUACCACAGCCGUACCCUGUCCACGUGGAUAGGCCGGUACCUAUACCAGUAAGAGUAUCUGUCCCUCAUCCGUACCCAGUGGAGAGGCCAAUACCUGUUCCCGUAAGGGUACCAGUAGAUAGGCCGAUACCUGUUCCCGUACCCAGACCUGUUCCAGUUCCAGUGGACCGUCCAGUACCAGUACCUGUUGAUAGGCCUUAUCCAGUGCCCGUCAAAGUACCAGUAGAUGUCCCGAGGCCUUACCCGGUGCAGGUUCCAGUGGACCGUCCUGUCCCGGUACCAGUGGAGAGACCUGUACCUUUCCCUGUGAACGUGCCUGUCGACAGGCCGUACCCCGUGCAUAUUCCGAGGCCUAUUCCAGUUCCAGUAGAGAGGCCUGUCCCAGUUCCAGUGCACAGUCCAGUUCCAGUUCCAGUUAAGGUACCGUUUCCCGUUCAUGAACCUGUGCCUGUUGCAGUACCCAGGCCAGUGCCUGUGCCCGUGAAAGAACCUGUACCUGUACCUGUCUAUGGUGGUCACAAAUUUGGAGGAUAUGAUCAUGGAUUUGGAGGAUUUGGCUACGGACAUGGUGGUUACGGUCAUGGAGGUUACGGCCAUGGAGGUUAUGGACAUUUCUAA
This is a messenger RNA of Nezara viridula (southern green stink bug), 1107 nucleotides long. NCBI's taxonomy places the organism in Eukaryota, Metazoa, Arthropoda, Insecta, Hemiptera, Pentatomidae. The record is from the annotation of a GenBank genome assembly.